Adineta ricciae is the source of this 468-nucleotide messenger RNA. NCBI's taxonomy places the organism in Eukaryota, Metazoa, Rotifera, Eurotatoria, Adinetida, Adinetidae. The record is from the annotation of a GenBank genome assembly.
AUGGCUCUGUUACCAAUUUCAAUCCGUGGUUUCGUUCUAUUUCUCACACUUGUUCAAUCUGUUUCACUUUAUAGAAUCUAUGCAUUGAAUGAUAACCGAGCGAACUCAUUACGUCAACCAGUAUCAUCUACCAUUGAUGAUGAAUUAAAUCAAGAAUUACUUCAGAAAUAUCUUGGACAUGAUAAUGAAGAUGUGAAUCUCAAUGAAAACACAUACGACAACAGUGCUCAGUUACCGUUAUGGGCAUUACCUUCGUCGAACUUGGGAGAAGAGCCAGUAUGGGCAUCUUCGAAUUCACUUCGAGUCCGUUCAGUCAAACCAUUGCCACAACGUCGCAAUAAUCGACCGCAUUGGAAUCCACUUGUUGCUGCGUAUAAACGAUGCGGAGAAUUGUUUACACGUGAAGAGCGGGAAACAUGCUUCAAAGAUGCCAUUCAAAUGCUUUUUGUGCAUAAACUUAGAAAAUAA